This is a messenger RNA of Aspergillus caelatus, 1572 nucleotides long. RefSeq names its product ferric reductase family protein. The transcript is spliced from 8 exons. Gene Ontology annotation, biological process: iron ion transport; copper ion import; intracellular iron ion homeostasis. Gene Ontology annotation, molecular function: ferric-chelate reductase activity. Bases 1 to 1572 code for a protein of 523 amino acids. The record is from RefSeq and is a predicted model, not a curated record. NCBI's taxonomy places the organism in Eukaryota, Fungi, Ascomycota, Eurotiomycetes, Eurotiales, Aspergillaceae. Gene Ontology annotation, cellular component: plasma membrane.
AUGGAGUCAAAAGCUGUUCGCCAAAGCAACAAUGUCUGGACUAACAAGUAUUUUUCUAUUGCCCUCGGGGCAAUGAUGGUUCUUUUUAUUGUCCACCACUGGCUGGGGAUUCUCUACUUCAAGUAUAGUUCAAGGAAGCCAGGUCCCUUGACCGAUACAUUUGUUCACUGGCAUCGGUGCGUUCGCCAUUUUCUCUGUAUGAGACCCGCUAAUAAAGGUGGUUACUUCCACACGGUUUACUGGGCAAUCAUCCUGAUCCUUAUCUUGACCAAUGUUGAUUUGGGAGACCUCAAAUUCGUAGGAAAACGUCUCGGCUGGGCCACUCUUGCAAACCUCGUUCUCCUCGUUUUCCUCGCUCUCCGGAAUACUCCACUUGCUCCCUUAAGCGGACGAUCGUAUGAAAAGCUACGUCCCCUACACAAGACGGCCGGAUAUACCGCCAUUGGCAUGAUGCUCCUCCACACCAUAGUUUACUUGGCUGGUUGGUCACAGUCAGGCAGUCUUCACAAGAUGCAGGAAAUCGAUAAUGCCGCCGGUGCCGUUGCUGGGGUAGCUAUGUUGGUUAUAGGCCUAACCACAAUAGGGUAUUUUGUUCGAAAAUCCUACGAAGUUUUCUACAUGGUGCAUCUCCUCAUGUUGAUCCUCAUCAUGAUCAUGGUGGGAAUGCACCGACCCAAAAUAUCCACUCAAACACUCGUGAUUGUCAUUUUCACGUCUUGUAUGUGGUUCUCGGACCGACUGGUACGACUAGCCAAAAACGAAGUGCACGUUAGGCUUAAGCGCAAUGUCUUGUGCCGCCCUGGGUCUCAUGUGUUUUUGUGGUUGCCUUCUGUCCGUUUGUUUGGGACUCACCCAUUCACUAUGGUCUCCUCAAACCCUCCUGAGUUUGUUAUCCGGGCUUAUGAUGAAUUCACCCGUGAUCUCUAUUAUCUCGCUCAUAAGAAGCAAGGUCAAUUGCUCAGGUGCUCUAUGGAUGGGGAGUAUGGGCAGGUCCCGGUCUUCAUGGAAUUUGACAAGGUAAUUCUGGUUGCAGGGGGUAGCGGUGCCAGCUUUACUUUUGCCAUUGCACUCGGUUUACUUGAGCAGCUAGCUGCUCGUAACACUUUGAAGCGGAUAGAGUUCCUCUGGGCAAUCAGGAGUCUGGUUCUAGACUCACUCAAAUGGUUCGAACCACAGCUUGCCAAGCUUCAGGAAAGCGCAUGUGUCAAUAUUUCCAUUUAUGUCACCCGAGAUGCGAUCUCAUCCGGGGGGUCAAUCGUCCCGCCGACGCCAAUUUCUGAUAAAUCUGCAUGCCUAACCAACGCCUUGCCCAGUGGCGGCGAUAUCGAGAUGGGAUUAUGGAAGACAACAGCGCCUGGGGUCACACUUGAUGACGCAUUUCACACGAUGAAAGGACAACCAGAUAUUAGACUUCUGAUCUCGGACUACAUCUCAGGCAGUAGCUCAGAGGAACGGGUGGUCAUCGGUGGAUGCGGCCCAAUCGAGAUGAUUGAUGCGUUGAGUCAGGUCGUACAGGAGAGACAGAUAUCUGGCCCAUCGGUCACACUGCAUACAGAGGAGUCUAUGUGGUGA